CCAUGGUAGCAAAUUGACAGUGCAAGAUGGUGAGACAAGGAGGAAGACGAGCGGCUUUGUCUUUGGAUGGGGGGAAUUUGUCUGAUUCCCUCACCGUGAGGGAGAAAUGCGAGUUUGUCGCAUCGAAGCGCGCAGAACCGCCGCAGGAAGGCUGGCCCAAUCGGGCUUAGCCCGGGGAGCUCGAAGGUUCCAUCCAUCCCCAAACUUCCGCCUGCUGUCCGCAUCUCUUGUGCCUCUUUGUUGCAGGUGUUGACUACUUGUCUGCGCUUCAGUCAUGUUUCCCACUGCCGUUCGUCUUUCCAACGCGGUGCGCGUCACUCUCUUUACCCGCGCCGGCUGCGGGCUCUGCGACACCGCCAAGCAUACUGUCACUCAGCUGCAUAAGCGUCGUCCCUUUGAGUACGCCGAGACGGACAUUGCCCUGCCCAACAACAAGCCGUGGAAGGAUGUCUACGAUUUCGACGUUCCGGUUCUCCACGUGCAAAGCGUGAAGGAAGACGCGUCUCUCUCCGACCCGAAGAAACUUUUCCACCGAUGGACCGAGCAGGAGAUGGAGACGCUAAUCUCCGAGGCAGAGAACAAAUCGUGACACUCGAGUCUUUCCAGCCAUGAUAGCCUAGUCAUCACUAUGCAUGACAAUAGCAUGGGCUGUCGGCAACGGUAUUCCAUCCAAGACAGU
Molecule: messenger RNA, 679 nt
Organism: Aspergillus saccharolyticus JOP 1030-1
Lineage: Eukaryota; Fungi; Ascomycota; Eurotiomycetes; Eurotiales; Aspergillaceae
Product: glutaredoxin family protein
Exons: 1
Coding region: 275-589 (104 amino acids)
Source: RefSeq, a predicted model, not a curated record